AUGAGGAAGAGGCCCCUCUCCCAUUUUGAGCUGCCCAACGACAAGUGGAAAUUAGUAGACGACAGCCUGCUGUAUCGAAUCGUCCAAGACGCGGAAGACAAAGCCUACAAGAAGGUUUUCUCGUUCGACCUGGAUAACACCCUGAUCCUGUCUCGCUCCUUCUUCAAGCCGGCGCAAAACGAGCACGACUACAUUUUCUACGCAGACGUAAUCGAUUUUUUAAAAAAAAAAAAAACAGAAAAUUACAAAAUCAUCAUUUUCUCAAACCAAAAGGGAGUGAGCACCGGAAAAAUAAGCCUCCUAAAUAUAGUCAACCGGGUAGAUGACGUCAUCGAAAAAAUAGGGAUCCCCUUGGAGUGCUAUUUGGCACUAAAAAAUGACAAGUAUAGGAAGCCACGAAUUGGCAUGUACAAAUUUGCCAUGCAAAAUAAUAAAGCCAAAAUUGAUGAAAUUAUCUACGUAGGGGAUAAUGCCAACCGAAUUUACGACGACAAUUUCAAGACAAAAUUUAUUAAUCACCUCAAAAGUGUGUAUUCUCAAAACAAGGUGAGCAUAAACAUAGGCGAAAUUGCCAAGAGGUUGAAAAAGGACUACACAGACACAGAUUUGAAGUUUGCCCUGAAUAUAAAUGCCACAUUUUACACCCCCGAGGAGUUGUUCCUAAAUAUAAAAAAUAAUUUGACGGCCGAGUUUUCCUUCAACCCGUCCAGCUUGCUCAAAAAGGUAGGUGAUAAGCCAAAUGAGCAGGACGCGCAAGGAGACCUGCGCCGCUUGGUUCGACCGGAUCUGCAGUCGGGGGGGGAACAAAAUGAAGCCACCUCCCCACAAAGUGGCACACAGAAUGAAGCCUCCCCUCCACAGAACGAAGCCGCCUCUCCGCAGAACGAAGCCGCCUCUCCGCAGAACGAAACCGCCUCUCCGCAGAACGAAGCCGCCCCUCCACAAACCAAUCUGCAACACUUGGUGCUGCUCGUUGGCCCCCCGGGGUGCGGGAAAACCUCCCUUUGCAAAAACCACUUCGCAGAUUUUGCUCACAUCAAUUUAGAGGAACUGAAAACAAAAAAUAAACGCAUAGAAACGAUCAGACAGGCCAUUACUAGCGGCAAAAACGUCGUAAUGGACAACGCAAAUAUGUACGUAAAAAACAGGCUAAUAUACAUCACGGAGGCGAAAAAAAUAAACGCGAACUUAAACGUUAGCGCCAUUUUCUUUAACUACUCCAAAGAAUUAGUCUUCCACUUGAACAAUUUCAAACUGAUUGCCGAUGAUGAAAACCGAAUGCACGAAGUUCCGACCAUUGCCAUUCACUCCUUUUAUAAAUACGUGGAAGUGCCCUCCGAAAGUGAAAACCUCGACCGAGUUGUGACUCUGCAUGAUGAGCAUUUUGUGCCAUCCGAUUUUCAGAACGAGGAGCGCCGUAAGUUAUUUUUUUCGUACUUGUACUAA
Messenger RNA from Plasmodium vivax (malaria parasite P. vivax), 1446 nucleotides. RefSeq names its product bifunctional polynucleotide phosphatase/kinase, putative. The coding region runs from base 1 to 1446 and encodes 481 amino acids. Gene Ontology annotation, biological process: DNA repair. Gene Ontology annotation, molecular function: ATP hydrolysis activity; double-stranded DNA binding; polynucleotide 3'-phosphatase activity. The record is from RefSeq and is a predicted model, not a curated record. Lineage: Eukaryota; Apicomplexa; Aconoidasida; Haemosporida; Plasmodiidae. The transcript is spliced from 2 exons.